Molecule: messenger RNA, 1637 nt
Organism: Pongo pygmaeus (Bornean orangutan)
Lineage: Eukaryota; Metazoa; Chordata; Mammalia; Primates; Hominidae
Gene: ECI1
Product: enoyl-CoA delta isomerase 1
Exons: 7
Coding region: 645-1553 (302 amino acids)
Biological process (GO): fatty acid beta-oxidation
Cellular component (GO): mitochondrion
Molecular function (GO): delta(3)-delta(2)-enoyl-CoA isomerase activity
Source: RefSeq, a predicted model, not a curated record
UUACGGCCCAGCGGGAACAGACUGUAUUCUCCUUCCGCAUUACUCUGCAAAUAAAAAGGUGCCAUUGCGGUUCCGCGUUUGUGCACUUGUCCUCGGGCUGAGCAAGGCGGGUGGCCUGUUCUUACCGCUGGGCUCUGCUGCCCCCACCCCCAUUUCGGUGACUAAACCUGCAGCUCUGAUCCUGUUCCCAAAGGAGCAGGAGGCUGGGCUCACCCCAGGCAGCCCCUGGCCUCCCUGACGGCCCCCCCCGGUGGGGCUCAGUGCUUUGAUCGCCUUUCCAGCGCCGAUACUGCAGUAGCUGGGCCGGGCCUAGAGCUCGCGGUGACGAACACCGGCAGCCUCCUGCCUACAGUGUUCCGCGCUGUAGAAGAGCCUGCCUUGGCGCUGAGCUGGUCGUGGCUGCUUCAGCAGUGGGCCUGCGCCUCCCGGUAGGCCAGCCCUGUCCCAGAUCCAGGUGCCUGCCCCGGAAGCGCGCGGCUGCCCGGAAUGAACCCGGAGGGCGACGGGCGGCUGCUUCGGCCGGUAGGUGGAGGCGUUGACCAGCCUCUGGGAACGGGGCGGGGCCUAGUGCUGGGGGGGGACUCCGCCACGUCCCCAGGAGGCGAGGUCACCCGGCGACCUUUACCCGGCGCGUUCCCGUUAAGAUGGCGCUGGUGGCUGCUGUGCGAGUCCCGGCGCGCGUUCUGUUCCGCUCGGGGGCCCGGCUCCCAGGCGCUGCCCUCGGGCGGACGGAGCGGGCGGCCGGCGGCGGAGACGGCGCGCGGCGCUUCGGGAGCCAGCGGGUGCUGGUGGAGCCGGACGCGGGCGCCGGGGUCGCUGUCAUGAAAUUCAAGAACCCCCCAGUGAACAGCCUGAGCCUGGAGUUUCUGACAGAGCUGGUCAUCAGCAUGGAGAAGCUGGAGAAUGACAAGAGCUUCCGCAGUGUCAUUCUGACCUCGGACUGCCCGGGUGUCUUCUCGGCCGGCCUGGACCUGACAGAGAUGUGUGGGAAGAGCCCCGCGCACUAUGCGGAGUACUGGAAGGCUGUGCAGGAGAUGUGGCUGCGGUUGUACCAGUCCAACCUGGUGCUGGUCUCCGCCAUCAACGGAGCCUGCCCCGCUGGAGGCUGCCUGAUGGCCCUGACCUGUGACUACCGCAUCCUGGCGGACAACCCCAGGUACUGCAUAGGACUCAACGAGACCCAGCUGGGCAUCGUUGCCCCUUUCUGGUUCAAAGACACCCUGGAGAACGCCAUCGGGCACCGGGAGGCGGAGCGUGCCCUGCAGCUGGGGCUGCUCUUCCCACCGGCGGAGGCCCUGCAGGUGGGCAUAGUGGACCAGGUGGUCCCGGAGGAGCAGGUGCAGAGCACUGCGCUGUCAACGAUAGCCCAGUGGAUGGCCAUUCCAGACCAUGCUCGACAGCUGACCAAGGCCAUGAUGCGGAAGGCCACGGCCAGCCGCCUCAUCAUGCAGCGUGAUGCGGACGUGCAGAACUUUGUCAGCUUCAUCUCCAAAGACUCCAUCCAGAAGUCCCUGCAGAUGUACUUAGAGAGGCUCAAAGAAAAGAAAGGCUAAUGACUGGGCUGCCACAGGCUUACAGCCACACGUGCCCCUGUGGGUCCCAGGGAGGUCUUAAACAAGGUAUUUUUCAACUUAAAA